Molecule: messenger RNA, 1077 nt
Organism: Cyclospora cayetanensis
Lineage: Eukaryota; Apicomplexa; Conoidasida; Eucoccidiorida; Eimeriidae
Product: AF4/FMR2 family member 4-like
Exons: 4
Source: RefSeq, a predicted model, not a curated record
AUGCGGCCGUACCGUUGUACUCUGUCUUCCACCUACACGCAAGCAAUCUGUCCAAACGGCACGGUUUCCGCAGAUAAAAAACGACUUUGCGGAUGGAGAGGGACUGGGAAUCAGACACGUGGGCAGCAACAACAACAGCAGCAGCAGCAACAACAGGCGCAGCAACAGGAGCAGCAUGGGGGGGAACAAAUGCAGAGUGGGGGGGGACGAACUCAGGGCGAAGCAGAAGAAAGCAGUCUUCCUGCCGCUGCAGUGUCAGGCAUCGCAGCCUUAACACCAGAGGGGAUGCAAGAGGCCUCCCUAGCAUGCACGACGCGGUCGACGGAGUCCAGCAGCAAACCAACUGUCUGUACACCCCAUUUGUUGUCGCCGGGUGCCGCCAGUGCUCCUCUUGCUGCUCCGCCUUCAGCAGCAGAUGAAUUUAUGCUUUUUUCGUUGACUGACGAGCCGACUGCGCCAGAAGCAGAUCUGGGGACCGCCGCAGACAGCAGCUUCUCGAGAGCGAUCCUUGGAGCCUCAGCCGGUGUGUCGGAGACAGCAGCCACCAGCGUGCCGAGCAGCAACAGCGUCUCAGUGAGCCCUCCAGAAAUGGCAGUAUUGGAAAGCUUUCCUCCGCCUACACCGGCUCCUCAUUCGCCUCCAGCAGCAGCAGCCACAGCCACAGCCACUGCAGCAGCAGCAGCAGCAGCUGAGUCAGCCUCUGACGCUCCUCCGCUUCGCGGUUUCAAGACUGAGGUUGAAAAGGAGGAAUUCUCAAGGGCGAGCGCUGAGUCUCCAAGUGCGCAGCAGGAGGGGGCAGCUUCUGGGGAUGGCAGACGCUCGACAGAUCUUGGAGGCCUCUCUAGAGAGGAGCAGGAGAAAACGCAGCAGCAGCAGAAGCAGCAGCAGAAGCAGCAGCAGCAGAAGCAGCAGCAGCAGAAGCAGCAGCAGAAGCAGCAGCAGCCUCGCAGCAGCAGCAAGCGACACACUGUAGAGGAUACUGCGUUCGAGGAUUUCGGGGCGUUCUCAUCGGCACUUUCGGAUAGCGGUUCAGAAGGAUCGCCGCGCUGUCUUCAGCAGCUGCAGAUACUACGGCAG